Molecule: messenger RNA, 2628 nt
Organism: Actinia tenebrosa (Australian red waratah sea anemone)
Lineage: Eukaryota; Metazoa; Cnidaria; Anthozoa; Actiniaria; Actiniidae
Product: WD repeat-containing protein 13
Cellular component (GO): nucleus
Molecular function (GO): promoter-specific chromatin binding; protein binding
Source: RefSeq, a predicted model, not a curated record
AAAGAAGAUCCUACCUUUCGUCGGCAGUAUUUGUACAUUCGUAAGCAGCUGCUAUCCAAACGCUAUGGUCCAUCGGAAUCUUCUCAACUCUCAAGAAGCCGAAGUGCAAGCACCUACAGUAGACUAAGCUCAUUUGAUACAAGUUUUGAUUCAUUACCCAUUGACCCUGGUGAUUUAUCACAUGGCUAUUCACCAAACAGACCCACCCAUCGGCGAUACCACAGCAGUGGUUCAUUCAAGUUUCUGCCACCACCUGAGAAAACUGAAUCCCCUCCUCGAGGUGUAGUGCCAACACGCAAGGCAGAGGCAAGCAGGAAAAUGGCAGGCAACACUACACUUGGUGAGAACUAUGCAUUUGGGGGGAUGUACCACAUCUUUGACCAACAUGCAGAGGCUGUUACAGCAAUAAAAUUUGCACAUGAUGAUAAGUACCGUCUGGCCUGCAGCUCGGCAGAUGCUACACUCUCCGUGUGUCUUUUGAUGCCUUCUCCACCGUCUGUGUUAUGUACCUUGCGUGGCCACUUGGAAGUUGUAACAGAUUUUGAUUGGUCAGUGACAAACUCCUUUAUCCUCUCCUCAUCGCUGGAUACCACGUGCAGGAUUUGGAAUCCUUUGUCAGGAAGGUGCUUGCGCGUUGUGACAGACUCUCAUGCUUGUGGUAUUACAGCAUGUAGAUUUCAACCAUGCAACAACAACAUGUUUAUCGGAUCAAUCUAUUCAUUCUGCUUUGACAUAUCAUCAGGAAGGAUUCACAAAUCAAAACGUAUCGUUGUGUCAGAAGGAAAUCCCGUCACCUCCAUUGGUUACCGCAGCUGGAUCAGCCGAGAAGCACGUGACCCCAUGCUUCUUGUUAACGUGUGCUCUGACAGGCUCUGUUUGUACAGCGUUACAGACGAAGUAGGAGGUCUGAAACCAAAAGCCAAGUUCCCCAUCUCACAGAAGACUAAAGGCAUAAGAAGCUCUUUCUGUCCUCUGAUGUCAUUUAGGCAGGGCGCAUGCGUAGUGACAGGAAGCGAAGACAUGGCUGUGUACUUCUUCGACGUCGAACGGAAAGACAAGCCGUGUGUCAACAAACUGAUGGGACACUCGUCUCCAGUCCUUGAUGUAUGUUGGAACUACGAUGAGAGUCUGUUAGCGUCCUGUGAUACCGAGGGAACUGUUAUCGUCUGGAAACGCGAACAACAGCAACACAACAUGUGAAACGAGAAAGUAUGAAGCGAAGAUUUGAGAUUUGCUAUCCUCUCUUUUAGGACACAUGGCUUCCAAAGGAACAAAUAUAUGCCGAAAAAUAGAAAAUAUAUAUAUUAUGGUAAUGAGAAAUAAUUCAAAUCAAUCUAAUUAGUCAGAGUUUCAUACAUAUAUGUAACAAGAGAUUGAAAGACUACAUUGUGACUCUAAAUAGAUUGGUUGAGACCGGCAAAGACUAUGGGUAGAUAUUUUUACAUGUUUUGCCGACCGCUUAAUAAUUAUUGAUAGAUUUGAGAUCUUUUACUAGUUACGUUUACUAACCUACCUCCUGUGAGCAUCAUCAAGCUACAGUACGUAUCAAAAAGCUUCACUUGUUUGAUAUGAAAUAUUUCCCAUGAUCUUCAGCGGUCACAGCUUUCUAGGUUUUUGAUGACCAACUUUAUUGAUUGGUUCGUCCUGGUCGAUGAGGAAGCCUUUGAAGUGUCACAAUAAUUUUAAAAAAAGCGGUUGUGACACUUAAAAGGUUUCCUCUUUGCGGCCAAUCGAGACGAAGACUUCUUUAUCAACCUAUUAAAACGAGCGAUUCGCCCUGUGAUACUUUCCUUCUCGACCAAUCAAAUACACAGAAUAAGCUUGUUAUUGCGUUUCAUGGAUGGCUUACACGAAAUCGAUUAUUUCGGACAAGCUGCUUGAUAAUAGUAUGUACCGGAAAAAGCGAAAGCUAUAACAGUUUACCAAUGUCAUUAUUAUUAUACUGCGAAUAUAAUCAUAUCAAAACAGCCUAGCCGUAGCAAUUACGUUAGACCAUCUGUUGACAAUUAGUUGAGGUUUUUGAAUAAUAACAAAAAUUCUAUAUUGUUAAAAAAACAAGGAUGUUUUUUCGAGCAAGACAAAGUGGAUUGAAAACUGCAACAAAUUAUUUGAAAAUAAAUAAUAAAUAAUAAUGGAUUAACAGUGGAUUCCACAGAGUGACUAUUCUUCCACUGGAUUCCAAUUGGUAUUUAGAAGUUGAUUUUUACGGAGGGAGGAAAACCCGGAAAACCCUCGAAGCACAGGAGAGAACCAACAAACAACUUUACUCACAUACGACACUGUGGAAAAAGGAAGAAUGGUCUUCUUUACCUAAGUCUUACCUGGAAGUUUGCUCGGCAAGAAUCGACUAAAACAAAAACAUAGAAAAUUUGAGGCGAAAUAAUUGUUGUCAACAAAAUAAUUGGUCUUAACCAGAUGCUAUUUGAUUACAGUUUAAAUCGGAGUCGCGCAUCUGUUUGCAAAGUUGUGAUUUAUAGAGGGAAAGCGAAUCGCACGAAUUAUCUACGCUCGACGUAACCAAAGCUGUAACUCGUACUAUGUAACUAUACCAACGCUGCUACACGCUGCUGUAAUCUCAUAAAAUGUAAAUGUGUCACUAGAUAAUUGUCAUUAUACCAAUUCCUAUUA